CCCGCCCCGUCCUUGAGUUUGGCCACCUGCCUGGGAAACUUGGGGUUGGUUGUCGCCCUCGGAUCGUUUCCGGGCGGGGACAGGAAUUGGGCCAUGAAAAAUACUUCGGGGACCCGUGAGCCCCGGACCCGUCCGAGAGAAAGAGACCCGGACCGGCGCCCGCACCCGGACCGAGACCGCCACGUCGAGCGGUCGCGGGACCGAGGAGGGGACAGGCACAGGGAGAGGAACGGUGACGUGAGAGGAAACGGGGACCGUCGGGCAGGCCGGGAACAGAGAACCGACCGAGACCAGCGCCAGGACAGACACAGGGACGCGGGCCAUCGCGCAUCCGAACAAAGAGCCUUGGAGAAGUCCCGCCAAAGCCGUGCGCGGCCCGAGCCCUGGGGACCCACUUGGGACGCAGCCCCGACUCCCGGACCCGCACCCUGGGGGCCCCCAGAGCUGUCGCAGAAGCAUGGACUCGGGCGCCGCGGGUUGGAGAGUGAACAACGGGCUUUGGAAAGAUACGUGCCCACGUACUCCGUGCCUGCUCUCCAGGAAGAGGAAUAUUACCAGUCGGAAGCAGAGGGGCUCCUGGAAUGCCACAAGUGCAUAUACUUGUGCACAGGGAGAGGUGUGGUGCAGAUAAUGGAGGUGAUUUUGAAUGGCAUGGUUCUCAUAUGCAUCGUGGCUUCCUAUUUCGUCCUGGCCGGAUUCAGCGCCAGCUUUGCCAGCGGCAGCGGCUUCGGGAAUAACUAUUACUCACCUUUUGAGGGCACCGAGUUGGAGCAGGUUCGGCAGCUGGACCAGCAGUACACGAUCCUGCGGUCGCCCCUGAUCUACGGCGGGGUGGCUGUCUCCCUGGGGCUGGGCGUCCUCACUAUGGGCGUUUUACUGCAGGGAGCUAAGAGUUUAAGGAAGCUGUCCGGGAGAUGGCUGCUGCUGGAGGCCGCCUUCAGCCUCCUGGCCGCGGUGGGCUACUGCGUCGCCAUUGGCUUUUACCUGUACGCGGCGUUGCGCAUCAAUUCCACCGACACUUGCAAAACCAGAGAAAGAGUCUACGCCCGCAAGGGCCUCACCUGGAUGAACUGCCAGCUGGCGGGCACCGAUGGGGCAGCAGCUACCUUCGCUUGUCUUCUAGUGAUUUUAUACACAGCCAGCGUGGUGCUGGCCCUGCGGGCCUACCGAGAACAGAGGCACUACAAAGACAGCCAGGAACAACACAGAAAUUACCGAGAUGUUCCAGAAUACCUGUGGUCCGGGACGCUCUAAGGAGAGCUGGAACCUCCUUUGUACCUCCCCUACAAGCACAACUGUGAUUUCCCAUACUUGAUUUCUAAGCUCCCUCAGGCACCCGAGCAGAGCAAAGUUGUGAAA
Messenger RNA from Mus pahari (shrew mouse), 1359 nucleotides. RefSeq names its product MARVEL domain containing 3 (gene Marveld3). Lineage: Eukaryota; Metazoa; Chordata; Mammalia; Rodentia; Muridae. Bases 94 to 1254 code for a protein of 386 amino acids. The transcript is spliced from 3 exons. Gene Ontology annotation, cellular component: membrane. The record is from RefSeq and is a predicted model, not a curated record.